GGGAGUGGGGGGCACCCUUGUACCUACUGUCGUGCUACGGUGCGGGGCCCUCCCCCCUGCCCGGGCUGUGUCUGGGGGGCGGGGGGGACUCUCCCACCUCCGUCCCCCUCCCCCUCCGGGCUGUAUCUGUGAGAGGGGCGCUCUCUCCUCCGCGGAUGCGUGUGGACCCCAAUUUUUUUAUCUAAAGCCCUGCAAAUCUGCAGAUAUCCACGGAUCAUUUUUUGCAGAUCUGAUACAAAUUUUGUAUCUGUGCAGGGCUCUAUGGAUGCAUUCAUAACUUUUUUUUUUUUUUGGUAAAGUCGCUAAUGCCCUUUUUCAAGUGCUCAGAGCUAGCAUUUCUUUAUUUACUUCAGUUGAGCUAUGGAGCAAAGAUCCGUGCCCCCCAUGCUCUGGUGAUGACCUUUCUCUUCAAGAGUGGAAGUUUAAGAGAGAAACUGAAAGCGAUUGCUCAGGCCACGUACACUCAUUCCCGAAACCUGGCGUGUUUUGUGUUCACUUACAAGGGGCUGAUGGCACUGCAAUCCCGACUUCAGGGAAAGAACUUCCAGUUGCACUCCUUCGUGGCAGCCUUUGUUGGGGGCUGGUUAGUUUUUGGUGAAAACAAUCAUAUCAACAGCCAGAUAAACAUGUACCUGCUGUCUCGUUUUCUGUUUGGUUUGUCCCGACUGGCAGUGGAGAAAGGUUAUAUCCCAGAACCCAAGCAGGACCCUUUCCCGAUCUUUGCUGCUGUGACUUGGGGGAUUGUUCUGUGGCUCUUUGAAUAUCAUCGGCACACUCUCCAACCUUCUCUGCAGUCUUCCAUGACUUACCUGUAUGACGACAGUAAUGUAUGGCAUGACAUUUCGGACUUCCUCAUUUAUAACAAAAGCAACGCUCAAAAGUAAUUUGCUAAUGCCAGUGAUCUUUGAAUAAUGGCUCAUUCCUGCAACAACGGGGAAAGGAUUUUCUGCUGCCCUUGAUUGACACACUUUUUAUUAUUAGGAUCUGUCAGACAAAUUUCCCACUUGUUUCUUGGCCAAAAUGUUGUGAGUACCCUAAUGAUCUCUUUUUAGCUCUCUGUUGGCCACACAGCAACUCCAUAGAAACCUGUCCCAGUGCCACAACGAGCGCAAAAUGUUCCUGGAUUAAUUUGAUUUCAAAAAGCCUUUUCUACAAGAGACCUUAUGUUCCCUACAUUGUAAUAGUUAAUUACUUUUAAAGAAUGCACUGAUUUUAAACCCUGACAGCUCGAAAGUAAACUGUGAAUAUAGUUUAUAUGAUACUGAAACAAAAUGUGAAGGAAGGGCCUAAUGGAAUGUUUAUGUGCUAGAAAUGCCUCUCACGACCAGUGUUUAGCUGAGGAAGGAAUGCAGUGAUUUCCAGCCAUACCUCUCUAUAUGUUGGGUCUUUUUGUGAGCUGAUAUAUUUAUCUGUCUUCUGCUGUGUCAUGUCAGAAGAAGGUCCUGAUUUUUCUGAAGUAUUGGAAAUCCAGACUAAACAAACUGUUUCUUCAGUGAAUUUGCUGUGCAGUUUGCCACCACGUAGAUAAUAGGAUGUUCGCGUUUAAAAGCAUUGGGCUUCUUUGGGACAGACAUGGUACGUCAUGCUUUGAAUCACCAUUUAUAAUCAGUCUUUGUCUUCCCUUUGGAUUAUCUAAUGCAGGAUGUUUCGUUAAUUAUUCCCCCUAUUUAAUUAGAGCACCUUUUUAUUUCUGUGCUUUGGACUAUGAAUUGCAUACAGGAGAGAGAACUAACCAAAUCCAUUGUAAUAAGAUUUUACAAGUGAGGGAUUAAAAAAGGUUGAGCCCAUCGUGUGCAAAUCCAUGAUUUUACUUUCUUAUCGUGUCCCCUGGAAGGAGAAUAUAUAUCAGUGUAAAUUGAAGCUACCAUUGAUCUUAGCCAAAAGAUUGUUAUUUUAUACUGGACCUAGCCAAAAAUACUCCUUUUAUUGUUCAAACUACUAGAUGAUAUACUGAAUACUUGAGUUGGACCAGUGAUCAGUAUUUCACGAUUCAGGCAUUUAUGGUUUGCAAGAAUUAGUGACUAGUUCUGAUAUUUUUCUAUAUAAAAUCUAUCACUCAAAUAAAAAUCACAGUUUCACUUUUUUUUAAUUUCUCAAAUUACAGGCAAAUUCUUGCUGCUUUAAAAUCACUAUCUUCAUCUACAUAGGUGGGUGAUGUCUUUGCUUUGCUUAUGUUUUGUCAGCAGAAUACUGCACUUCAGUUGGAAUUAAAGUGUCUUUGAUAAUGUUCAGAGUUUUUAGUGUAGAAAAAAGAUUGUGUGUUUUGCUAACUCCUUGUGCGAUGAUAUUUUUGAAGAGAUUUCAGAAAAUCUCUUCCAAAUAUAUGACCUGAUAGCUAUGGUAUAAUUGACCAAAAUCUUCAGAAAAAAAUUCUCCGGUUUAUAAAUUACCAUUGGUUACCUCAUUAAUUACAUACACUUGUAAAACAUGACAUGAAGGCCAACCACCUAUGUGAGCCAACUAAAUUUCUGUUGGUGAUAAUUAUAUUAGAUCUGAAACUCCCUAGUUACCUGCCAGACACUUGUAGUUGAGUGUUAAGCUGCUCAAGGAACUGCUUGUUGUAGUUCAGCUGGUCAUUUUUAUGCUCUGGCAUUAUCUCCAUCUCUUUCAUGACUGUAUAACCAAACUCCUGUCAGCUUGAGUUCUAGCGGCAUCCCAGCAGUACCUGCAAAAAUCCCGUCUCCCCAGGAAUCUAUCACUAACUUCACUUCCAUGGUAAAUCAUAUCUGAGACUCAAACCAUCUGCAGCUCCGAUUCACGGAGCCAGCUGCUGCCAUCAGAAACCAAACUGGAAUUACGUAGAACUUGCUGCUGUGGUGAACCAGUGUCCGUUAGCUGUGCUUUUUAAAGACAGUUAUUUCCUGCUCUGUGUGGGUAGGAUAUUAGGCUGCAAGUCUCUCCCUUUUCCAGGGAAGUAAUUGGAACAAUUCUUCAUUGGUACCAGCACACAUCACUCUUACUAAAGCCUGAUAGAUGGCGAUGAAACCCGUAUGCCACUGAUGUGAUAGAACAAUACCAGUGUGUAAUAGGGAAGUGAACUAGAAGUAAUUUGUCUGUCUGUUGCUGACUUCUGAAUGCAUACGUUACAUUCAUCCUCCCCGCCCCGCCCCAAUGUAUUGUCUGGGGAAUUCAGUCUUCUGUUUGUGUUCUUCCUUUUAUUAGCAUUAAACCCAAACAGAAAUAAGGAGAUAGUUGUGAAACCAUCUGCUAAACAGCCAGGCACCCAAGAAUGAGAAAGGGAGACCCUGUUUUUCCAGUCUUGAUCUCUGUAAAUCAAAACACAUGAAAACAGUUCAUGUUUAUCACAAUCCAAAGUUGGAUCAUUGCUUCUAACCAGGGGCUAAAUUAUGUGAGGAACUUACCACCUCACUCACCAAGAUGUCAGGGAAAGCUCAGCACUGUGUGGGAUGAGAUCUUGGUUUGCCAGAACUCCCUUGCAAACAAGGCUGUGCAGUGGCAGGUUGGUCUAUCUCUGGGAUAUCAGUGUGCAGAACAAAGAGACAGAAGCCAGAGGACAUUUUAAAUGUGAUACUUGAACGCUUUUCAAAGUUGGCUCAAAUCUUCUUCCCCAAAUUGGUUCAAACCAUAAAGGAAACUAAACAUCUGAGCCAUUUAAAUGCUCAGGAAAACCAAAUAUCCUAACAGUACAUGAUUUCUAUGAAGAAUGUUUCCAUUGACCUAGUUACUGUUGCAGGGGGAGGUAGUGUUCCUACACCGAUUGGGAAAAAUCCCUUCCACAUUAGUAUAGGCUGUGUCUACAUUAUGAGGUUAUACCAGAAUAAUUACAGUCCUGGGGUUAUGCCAGUAUAACCCCAUAGUGUAGACAUGGCGUUAAUAUUGCAGAGGGAUGUCUUCAGGGUUUGCAUAUGUGAGUAGGAGAGCAAUCUAAGUGGAUUCAGGAUAUUUGAGUGACUUUAUUCCACUGACCUAGGGCAGAAGGGCAUUUCUGAAGAGGAAAAUCUGUGCUCGUCAAUUGUCACUUUAGAUCUUGCCACUUUAGAGGCAGGAGAGAAUUUUGAGACGUGCUUACAAACAUUGCAAUUGUUGUAACAUGCUGUGUGCAUAGCACGUUGAUAUACUAACUACUAACUAGCAUAUCUAUCCAAAUACUAAAUAUAUACCUAGAGGGCCGGAUCUUCUGGAAUGGCCAAAGACCACAGGUCAGAGGGUGGUGUGGAAAGGAGGCCUGAUGACUGUAGUGCUGUAUGACUAUCCCCUAGCCCUCUGGGUUAGAGCAGACCUCAAACUGCUCUGACAAACUUGAGCCUCGUUGCAGUGGCCACAAGAGGCCAAAAACAGAGCCCAGAAUCAGCAGCCAGGUUCUCUUUUCUCCAGCCACAGCCCUCCAUCAACUCUACACUGCCUGAGAAUCACCCCUACGCUCAAGUGAUCCUUCUGGGCCAAGUAAGCCACCCUCGUGGGAGGCUUACACUGGUAAUGCAGGCAAAGAAGCCCCCUCAGUCCUGAGGAUUUGGCUCAUUGUCUGUAGACUUAAGUCCACUUACUGUCAGCUCCCUUAGUGGAAAUUCCCUCCUAUUAGAAGAAAUGUCUGUUCUCCAGACACAUUUGUACUGACUCAAUACAAAUGUGAUCUUUUAAUAUCAAACAGUAAACUGUUUCCUAUUUGCCAUCUGAAAAGCCCUUUUCCUGGGUCAAGCUGAUGUCUGUGCUAUUUCUAAUAUUGACUUUGAAAUACAGCUAGCAGGAGAAAGCAGAACUUGCUGUGAAUUUUCAGUGCACAUGAUUAUGUGGGUUUGAUAACUAAAAUGAGUGUUCUGUAGCUUGAGGGGCUUUUGCUGUCCAUUUUCUACAUUUGUAUGUCUGCCUUGUAACAUGGGCAAAGGGGAGUCACUAAGUGCAACAGAUGCUGUAACUAGAGAAUUGUUUUUAUGCUUUUCAGUCUAUCUGUGUGUAUUUUUAUUUACAAUUACUGUAUGGGAAACUGUCACACACUGAAACCCUAGCGAAUUUUUUCGUAAUACAGAAUGCUUUAAGCACAUAAUCUCAGGUGAUGCAUUUUAGUUAUACUGGUUAGAGUGCUAAGGGGAAAGUCUUGCUUGUAAAACAAUAGCAUUGCGGUAAAGAAAGAGGUGGCAGUUAGUAGACAUAUCUGUCUCAACUGCCAUAAAACAUCUUUUCCAUCCUAUGGACAAUAUGUCAGUCCUGUGCAGAUAUCCCGUUUGCCUCUUUUGAGCACAGUUUCUAUAUAAUGCGUCUUUGGAGAGGAUAAUGUUUUGCAUUCUUUAGUAAAUAAAUAAAUGAUUGUCCCUCUGUUUUAAA
Chelonoidis abingdonii (Abingdon island giant tortoise) is the source of this 5280-nucleotide messenger RNA. It is a transcript of the gene PXMP4, whose product is annotated as peroxisomal membrane protein 4. The record is from RefSeq and is a predicted model, not a curated record. Gene Ontology annotation, cellular component: peroxisomal membrane. Lineage: Eukaryota; Metazoa; Chordata; Testudines; Testudinidae.